AUGACAAAAGAGAAGCAUCAUCAACGGCACAUAGUGAUCGUGUGUGCCCAAAUAGAAGACCACAUUUUCUUGUUCCCUCCACUCAGCAGCAGUAGCCUCUUGUUCGUUGUGUCUGUCUCUCUGUCGUCUGUCCCCGCCUCAUGUCACCCCCCUCUCGGUCCCCCCCCCCUCCCUGCCCCCUCUGAUCUUUGCAACCCAUCCAUCUUUACGAGCCAAAAUUAUCCGUGGGUGGUUGUAUGUAGUCCCGGCAGAUGGGUGCAGAUGCAGAACAUGACGGAUGUAGCCGGUUAUCGAAAAGGAGGGGAGAGCCCACUUUCGCGAAAUGCUGCAGCAUUGGGUGUGCCGUGGGAGAUGUGCCGUGUCAUCAAGUGUGGAUUCCAUGUGUGUGUGCUCUGA
Molecule: messenger RNA, 396 nt
Organism: Colletotrichum costaricense
Lineage: Eukaryota; Fungi; Ascomycota; Sordariomycetes; Glomerellales; Glomerellaceae
Exons: 1
Coding region: 1-396 (131 amino acids)
Source: RefSeq, a predicted model, not a curated record